CACCGCCGCCUUUAUCUCCGCUUCUGUUUCCUUCUGCCUAGCUAAGAAGAUGACUGUAGGAAGGUCUGCAGGAUCCCCUGAUGGGGCAGAGUGGACAAGUCAGAUACUUUCCCCCCAAUCCUCCUCUGACACGGAGGCAGAAGACAAACUGUCUGGGGAUGGUAUGGUUUUACCCAGGGCUGGAAAACUCCAUGAGCUCUUCAGCCUAGAGGAUGAGACAGAGUCCACCUCUGUCUCAACUGGAAGCUUUUAUGACUCCCUACAGGUUCUAAAGCAAAGGGACAAACAGGGUCUGUUGGAGUCCCUUUUUCAGGCUGACUCAGACAGUGAUAAGAACAUCUCUGAAGAUGAUGAGGUCCUAGAGAAUUUCUUCCAGGACAAGGGCAGGGGGAAGCCACAGAUCCAGUACCCUGGAUCUCAGAGGUGUGACUCCACAAGGCGCUGCAGCUCCCUGAACAGCCUUUCUUCAGGUCUUCCAAAGGCUCAGGCCCAGCCGCCCUCAGGCUCCAAGCCUGACUCCCAGCACAGAAGUGUCAGCUCCUGGACAUCGUCCAUCACCGUCCCUCAACCAUUCUGCAUGACACUGCGGGAGGCCCAAAAGAAAGCUCAGUGGCUGGCUUCACCUGCCUCCUUUGAGCAGAAGAGGCAGCAGGCCCAGAGGCAGGGCCAAGAGGAGGCUGAGUGCCACAGACAGUUCCGGGCACAGCCUGUACCUGCACAUGUCUACCUACCCCUCUACCAGGACAUCAUGGAGCGUAGGGAGGCCCAGAGACAGGCAGGGAUCCAGAAGAGGAAGGAACUGCUUCUCUCAUCCUUAAGGCCCUUCAGCUUCCUGGAGAAGGAGGAGCAGCGAAAGGAAGCUGCACGACAGAGAGACCUGGCUGCCACAGUGAAGGCUACGGUCCCCCCAAAGAAGGCCAUAAGAAGGAUCCCCAAGUCCAUUCUGGAACCAGCCCUUGGAGACAAACUCGAGGAAGCCGAGCUCCUCAGAAAAAUUCGCAUCCAGAUGAGGGCCCUGGACAUGCUCCGGAAGGCCUCCUCCCCUGUUGCCUCCUCUAGUAGCCGGGCUGAUUCACAGCCCCGCACAGCUGCCCGAACCCAGGAGAAAAAGCUUGGCUUUCUGCAGCCUGACUUUGGAUUCCAACCUCAGGUGAAUCCUGUUGUUCCUGACCAUGAGGGUCUAUAUCAAGCCUUCCAGAGAAGAGCUGCCAAGAGAAAGGAAACCCGGGAGGCAACUCGCAACAAGCCCUUCUUGCUGAGGACCGCCAACCUGCGUCAUUCUCCAAGAUCCUGUGAUGCUUCCACCACUGAAGGAAGGAGGGGUUCCCCAGAGCCACCAGCUACACUCCUAACAAGGAGUCAUUCUCUGAGUGGCCUUGCUUCCCUCUCCACCAACACCCUCCCUGUGCAUAUCACAGAUGCCACCAGGAAGAGGGAAUCUGCAGUCAGAAGUUCACUUGAAAAAAAAGACAGAGUAGAUGAGAGCAUUCGGUGGUUGGAGAUGCACAAAAAGAAGUGUCAAGCAAUGUCUAAAUCUGUGACCUUGCGUGCAAAAGCCAUGGAUCCCCAUAAAAGCCUGGAGGAGGUGUUCAAAGAAAAGCUGAAAGAGAACCGGAACAAUGACCGUAAAAGAGCAAAAGAGUAUAAGAAAGAAUUGGAGGAAAUGAAGAAGAGAAUACAAAAGAGACCGUAUCUCUUCGAACAAGUUACCAAGGACCUUGCCAGGAAAGAAGCAGAACAACGGUAUCGAGACACCCUGAAGCAGGCUGGACUGGAGGAAGACUUUGUGAGGAACAAGAGUCGAGGCACCCGGGCUGUACAAUGGAAGGAGGAGUCUAAUGCCAAGGAUUCCCCCAGCAUCUAUGAAACUACAAACCUCAGCAUCAAUGAUCCACAGAAGGAUUUAGAAGGAUCUCUAGAACAGCUUCUAAGCCCCCAAAAAGAAUCGGAGGAGCUGUAUUAUGAAUCAUCAGACCAUCUGAAAUCAUUGGCCUAAUCAGCUCAUAUGCAGACAUGGUCUUUUCUGAUGGUAACAGAAGGAUGCUCUCAAACAACCAUCUGGGUUUGCUAGUUAGAAAUGAAGACACUCAUGUUUCCUAAGACUCCUCAGUUCUGCUUUACCUCAUGGAAUCCUAACAAUAAAUCAGUGUUCUAUCUUUAAA
This is a messenger RNA of Marmota flaviventris (yellow-bellied marmot), 2162 nucleotides long. RefSeq names its product FAM161 centrosomal protein B (gene Fam161b). Gene Ontology annotation, cellular component: cilium. Gene Ontology annotation, biological process: cilium organization. NCBI's taxonomy places the organism in Eukaryota, Metazoa, Chordata, Mammalia, Rodentia, Sciuridae. The record is from RefSeq and is a predicted model, not a curated record.